CGCAAUGAACGUUGAGGUGGCACCUGUGCACGGGCAUGCGCGCGAACUGGAGCCGGAACGACGUGGUCUGCAUGCAGCCAUGGAAGGCGAAGAGGAGCACCAUGGGAAGAAGCCGGUGUUUGAGAAGGUAAAGGAAAAGGUGAAGAAGAUCAAGGACACCAUCAGCAAAAAGAAGCAUGGCCAUGGCGACGACAACCAUGACGGCCACCGCGAUGUAAGCGAAGAAGAGGAAGGCUACGAAGAGGAUGACGAAGAAAGGCUCGACGACCCUGCGGUCCACGGCGCCACUGGCCAUACCGGUGGCGAGAAGGCGAGAGAUGUCGAGAAGGCGCCUCUGAAAGACUACGUCAGGAGCUUGGAAGAGGAUCCUGCUGCUCCGAUGUCGGACACUUCAGCCCAAAGAGGCAGCUGUUGUGCGGCAGGUGGGGAAGACAUAGGGACGUCGCCCGUGAUCCAGGCCUUCGAGGCCAUGACCGUGACCGACCAGCCGCCGGUGAAGAACGAAGUAUGUGGAGUCCACAAUAUAUCGGAAGAAGCUGCGAAGGCCCCAUACGAGGCGGUGGCUGAGGCGGGGGCGUGUGUGAUUGAGAAGGUGCAGCAGGGGGACAGCUCAACAGAGGGUGGCAGUGUCCGUGUUGGCUCCGGAGUCCGAGUGAAGCUGGCGGAGAAGCUGAAACCUGGAGAGGAGGACAAGGCACUGUGCGAGGUGAUAUCGGAUGCGAUACGGAAGAGGAGGGAGGGGGCAGAGGAGGCGGCGGCGGCGGUGACGGAUUCCAAUGCGAAGAGUGGAAAGUUGGGUAUGAUGGGGCGGCUCAGAGGUGCCGUCCCAUCUUGGGUUGGCGGACGACGCGAGUCUCGUGCCUCGCCGUCGAUCGAGCACCAGAGAAAAGAGACGGAAGGUGAUCGACCGCAGGAGGAGAUCCAUGAGCAGGAGUUGGAGGAGACGGAGUAG
Messenger RNA from Musa acuminata subsp. malaccensis (wild Malaysian banana), 952 nucleotides. NCBI's taxonomy places the organism in Eukaryota, Viridiplantae, Streptophyta, Magnoliopsida, Zingiberales, Musaceae. The record is from RefSeq and is a predicted model, not a curated record.